Sphenostylis stenocarpa is the source of this 1131-nucleotide messenger RNA. The record is from the annotation of a GenBank genome assembly. Lineage: Eukaryota; Viridiplantae; Streptophyta; Magnoliopsida; Fabales; Fabaceae.
AUGGGAAGUUCCGGAACAACCGAUUAUGGAGCGUACACUUACCAAAACCUUGAGAGGGAACCUUACUGGCCCUCUGAAAAGCUCAGAAUUUCCAUUACUGGGGCUGGAGGUUUCAUUGCCUCACACAUUGCACGCCGCCUCAAGACUGAGGGACAUUACAUCAUUGCUUCUGAUUGGAAGAAAAAUGAGCACAUGACUGAAGACAUGUUCUGCCAUGAGUUCCACCUUGUUGAUCUUAGGGUCAUGGAUAACUGCUUGACAGUUACCAAUGGCGUGGAUCACGUUUUCAAUCUUGCUGCUGAUAUGGGUGGCAUGGGUUUCAUCCAGUCAAAUCACUCAGUCAUUAUGUACAACAACACCAUGAUUAGCUUCAACAUGAUUGAGGCUGCCAGGAUCAAUGGUGUUAAGAGGUUUUUUUAUGCCUCUAGUGCUUGUAUCUACCCUGAAUUUAAACAGUUGGAAACAAAUGUGAGUUUGAAGGAGGCUGAUGCCUGGCCUGCUGAGCCACAAGAUGCAUAUGGGCUAGAGAAGCUUGCAACUGAAGAGUUAUGCAAGCAUUAUAACAAGGACUUUGGGAUUGAGUGCCGCAUUGGGAGAUUCCAUAACAUAUAUGGUCCUUAUGGGACAUGGAAAGGUGGAAGGGAGAAGGCUCCUGCCGCAUUUUGUCGGAAGGCUCUUACCUCCAAAGACCGUUUUGAGAUGUGGGGAGAUGGAUUGCAAACAAGAUCCUUCACCUUCAUUGAUGAGUGUGUUGAAGGUGUACUCAGAUUGACAAAAUCAGACUUCCGGGAGCCGGUGAAUAUUGGAAGUGAUGAAAUGGUCAGCAUGAAUGAGAUGGCUGAGAUUGUUCUUAGCUUUGAGAAUAAGACUAUACCAAUACACCACAUUCCUGGCCCAGAAGGUGUUCGAGGACGUAAUUCAGACAAUACACUAAUUAAAGAGAAACUUGGCUGGGCUCCAACUAUGAAGUUGAAGGAUGGGCUGAGAAUCACAUACUUCUGGAUCAAAGAGCAGCUUGAGAAAGAGAAGGCAGAAGGUGUUGAUUUAUCAGCGUAUGGAUCAUCCAAAGUGGUGCAGACUCAAGCCCCCGUUCAACUGGGAUCCCUUAGGGCUGCAGAUGGCAAAGAAUAA